GGCUACCUCUCCUCUUUUGCUUCCUUUUUAGGUCCCACCUCCACUGGAGCUCCCAAGACAACAUGCCUCCCAAGAAACCUGAACCUAAGAAGGAGGCUGCCAAGCCAGCCGCAGCUGCCGCUGCUGCUCCAGCCCCUGCCCCAGCUCCUGAGCCGGCCAAGGACUCUGCCUUUGACCCCAAGAGUGUGAAGAUAGACUUCAGUGCCGACCAGAUCGAAGAGUUCAAAGAGGCCUUUUCGUUGUUUGACCGGACUCCAACUGGAGAGAUGAAGAUCACCUAUGGGCAGUGUGGGGAUGUGCUGCGGGCCCUGGGCCAGAACCCCACCAACGCAGAGGUGCUGCGUCUUUUGGGCAAACCCAAGGCUGAAGAGAUGAGUUCCAAGACCCUGGAUUUCGAGACGUUCCUGCCCAUCCUGCAGCACAUCUCCCGCAACAAAGAGCAGGGCACCUAUGAGGACUUCGUGGAGGGGCUGCGGGUCUUUGACAAGGAAAGCAACGGCACGGUGAUGGGGGCGGAGCUCCGGCACGUCCUUGCUACUCUGGGGGAGAAGAUGAGCGAGGCAGAGGUGGAACAGCUGUUGUCUGGGCAGGAGGAUGCCAAUGGCUGCAUCAAUUAUGAAGCCUUUGUCAAGCACAUCAUGUCUGGAUAGAGCAGAUUUCUCAAGGUGCUUGGUCCUGGGUGAGCGAGCGAGAGACCGCGAUGGCUGUCACAGAGUCUUGGACUCACGCCAUACCACAGCUCCACAACCUCUCAGACCUACGGCCUUCCCUGUGAAUAAACAGCCU
This is a messenger RNA of Chionomys nivalis (European snow vole), 786 nucleotides long. It is a transcript of the gene Myl4, whose product is annotated as myosin light chain 4. Gene Ontology annotation, cellular component: myosin II complex. The record is from RefSeq and is a predicted model, not a curated record. Gene Ontology annotation, molecular function: calcium ion binding. Bases 63 to 650 code for a protein of 195 amino acids. NCBI's taxonomy places the organism in Eukaryota, Metazoa, Chordata, Mammalia, Rodentia, Cricetidae. The transcript has 7 exons.